Molecule: messenger RNA, 204 nt
Organism: Capronia coronata CBS 617.96
Lineage: Eukaryota; Fungi; Ascomycota; Eurotiomycetes; Chaetothyriales; Herpotrichiellaceae
Product: cytochrome c oxidase subunit VIIc
Exons: 3
Coding region: 1-204 (67 amino acids)
Biological process (GO): mitochondrial electron transport, cytochrome c to oxygen
Source: RefSeq, a predicted model, not a curated record
AUGGCAACACAACAGAUUGCCCGCCGCGGCUUCUCUACCACCCGACCUCAAUUCUCCAGCCCUUACCACUAUCCCGAAGGCCCGCGAGCCAGUUUACCUUUCAACCCUAAGACACGAUUCUUCUGGCUGCGAUACUGGACAUUUAUGGCCACUGGAUUCUUUAUCCCAUUCGGCAUGGCUGUUUGGCACACCUACAAGGCUUGA